This is a messenger RNA of Cydia pomonella (codling moth), 1385 nucleotides long. Its product is annotated as nucleoplasmin-like protein. Gene Ontology annotation, molecular function: chromatin binding; RNA binding; histone binding. Gene Ontology annotation, cellular component: cytoplasm; nucleolus; nucleoplasm. The transcript is spliced from 6 exons. Gene Ontology annotation, biological process: chromatin remodeling. The coding region runs from base 134 to 700 and encodes 188 amino acids. NCBI's taxonomy places the organism in Eukaryota, Metazoa, Arthropoda, Insecta, Lepidoptera, Tortricidae. The record is from RefSeq and is a predicted model, not a curated record.
GGGAGUUUUCCGCAUACAAGGGAAUUUAUAAAGUUAGGCUGACAACACCAGUCUUCAAGUCUUCAGAUUUUUGUGUGCGCCGGCUUCGCACGUGAACGUGUCGCGAAAAUCUCAUAAAAUUAGUGAAAUCACCAUGUCGGACGAAUAUUUCUAUGGUGUGACCCUGUCCUCAACGCACCAGUCGGAGACGUGGGACCCCGAGGCGAAGGUGGAGUACCCGCGCAGCAACAAGCUGCUCAUCCGCCUGGCACUGCUCGGGCCCGAUGCCAAGCCCGACGAGUUCAAUGUGGUGCAGGUAGAAACAAUGUCACUACAAGACUCCAUCAAGAUCCCCGUGGCCAUCCUGAAGGUGGGAGAAACGCGGCAGGCGCGGCUAGAUCUGGAGUUCCCUGAUGCUCCCGUCACAUUCACACUCAUCCAGGGUUCUGGCCCAGUACAUCUCAUCGGUCAGCACCUGCUUGGAGCACUUGUGGAAGAGUUCGAGGAUAUGGAGGAGAUGGAAGAAGAGAUGUUGGAUGAGGAGGAGGGAGAUGACUCGCAGUUCAAGGAAGAUGAGAAUAAAAGGAAAUCAUCUGCAGGCAAGCGCAAGACGAAUGAGGAUGACGACGACGAAGAAGGUGAACCCAAGGGCAAGAAAGCGAAAAUGUCAAACAACGCUAAAGGCAAAGCCCCGUCUCCUAAGAAGAACGCCAAGAAGUGAGCCCCCCCGCCCCCCCUCACGGCGCCGCCGCCGACGUCACGGAGUCGACGAACACUCCACAAGACUGAGAACUCUUUUUUUCGCAAUUCCUCUAUCUCCAUCUGUCACUUGAUUUUUAAGAGAGAUAGAGAUAGCGGAGUUUCGAAAAAUGGAAUGGGGCUUGGGCGGCGAUCGCCUAGUUUACGAUAGUGUGGUACGAUAAUUCUGCCUAGGUUAGCGUGUAUCAGCGUGCAUCAGCGUGCCUGCGAGAGUGAGUGAGCGAGCGUGAGCCGCGCCGGACCGCCGGGUCCGGUGACGGCAGCCGGGUCCGGGUGUGUGCAGCCGGACCCGGCGAGCCGGCCGGACCCGGACGGUCGGACGCGGACCGAAUCCGGUGGGAUUCUUCACUAAUUUUUAUUUUUUCAAGAUUUCCAUUCCUUAUUGUUGUAGCGUUAUGGAUGUCGAAUUUAAUGUUAAGUCCUAAUUAAAUUCACGCGGAUGUAUUUUUAAGUUAAACGUAAGCGUAAUCAGUGUACUUUAUUAACAUUGAUCCAUUACAUAAGUAUCGAUAGCCGCCGGUCGACAUUUAAUUAUUUUUUGCUAACGAUUUCUCAUUUCAGAAUGAAAACUGAUGAUCUAUUAUAGUUUGUUUGUACAUAUAAAAGCAUAAGAACGGUAACAAUAAAACGAAAACAUUUCUAAACUU